CACUCCGCCCUUUCCCAGGACCCUCCUCCGGAUUCCGGAGACCCCCGCAGCCUAGCCCUGGUCUGGAUGUGGGGUCCAUGCUUGUCAUUCUCAAUGGAGAGUGAAAGCACAGAUUCAUAAUGAAAACCAGCCCCCGUCGGCCAUUGAUUCUCAAAAGACGGAGGCUGCCCCUUCCUGUUCAGAAUGCCCCGGGUGACGCAUCAGAAGAGGAGCCUAAGGGGCCCCCUGCCCAACAAGAGCCUGCUCGACCGCAGGCCUCCGAGGAGGUGGCAGAGUCCAACCCCUGCAAGUUUCCAGCCGGGAUCAAGAUCAUGAACCACCCGACCAUGCCCAACACCCAAGUGGUGGCCAUCCCCAAGAACGCCAACAUCCAGAGCAUCAUCACAGCACUGACGGCCAAAGGAAAGGAGAGCGGCAGCAGUGGGCCCAAUAAGUUCAUCCUCAUCAGCUGCGGGGGAGCCCCCACUCGCCCUGCAGGACCCCAGCCUCCAGCCCAAACCAGCAAUGAUCCCAAGAGGACAGAAGUGAUCACCGAGACCCUGGGACCAAAGUCUGCAUCCAAGGACGUGAAUCUUCCUAGACCACCUGGAGCCCUUCCCGGGCAGAGAUGGGAGAACUGUGCUGGCGGCGAGGCAGCCGGCUGCACGCUAGACAACAGCUUGACCAACAUCCAGUGGCUUGGAAAGAUGACCUCCGAUGGGCUGGGCUCCUGCAGCAUCAAGCAAGAGGUGGAGGAAAAGGAGAAUCGUCACCUGGAGCAGAGUCAGGCUAAGAACGCUCAGGCUGAGGGGCCCCUGGGGGCAUCGGCAUCCUGGCCGGACUCCGUGUCUGAGCGGCCGCCCUACUCUUACAUGGCCAUGAUACAGUUUGCCAUCAACAGUACGGAGAGGAAGCGCAUGACCCUGAAAGACAUCUACACUUGGAUCGAGGACCACUUCCCCUAUUUCAAGCACAUCGCCAAGCCAGGCUGGAAGAAUUCCAUCCGCCACAACCUCUCUCUCCACGACAUGUUUGUCCGCGAGACGUCUGCCAACGGCAAGGUCUCCUUCUGGACCAUACACCCCAGUGCCAACCGCUACUUGACACUGGACCAGGUGUUUAAGCCACUGGACCCCGGGUCUCCACAAUCACCCGAGCACUUGGAAUCACAGCAGAAACGACCCAACCCUGAGCUCCGCCAGAACGUGGCCAUCAAAACCGAACUCCCCCUGGGCGCACGGCGGAAGAUGAAGCCUCUGCUGCCGCGGGUCAGCUCCUACCUGGUGCCCAUCCAGUUCCCAGUGAACCAGUCCCUGGUGCUGCAGCCCUCGGUCAAGGUGCCGUUACCCCUGGCGGCCUCACUCAUGAGCUCAGAGCUCGCCCGCCGCAGCAAGCGAGUCCGCAUCGCCCCCAAGGUGCUGCUCGCGGAUGAGGGUGUCGCCCCUCUGCCCACGGCAGGACCAGUGAAAGAGGAGAAGCUCCUCCUGGGAGAAGGGCUGUCUCCUCUGCUUCCAGUCCAGUCCAUCAAGGAGGAAGAAGUCCAGCCCGGUGAGGAAGCGCCACACUUAGGGAGACCCAUCAAAGUCGAGAGCCCCCCCCUGGAAGAGUGGCCCUCGCCCUGCCCGUCUGUCAAGGAGGAGUCGUCCCCCUCCCCCGUCCCCAGGCCCAAGAAGUCCUACAGCGGCGGGCCCAAGUCCCCAGCCCGCUGCGUCUCCGACCUGCUUGUCAUCAAGCGCAGGGAGAGGAGGGAGAUGAGCCGGUCUCGAAGGAAACAGCACCUCCUGCCCCCCUGUCUGGACGAGCCGGAGCUGUGCUUCUCCGAGGGCCCCGGGGCUUCCGGACGAGCCACAGCAGGGGCCUCGCAGCUGCCUGCCUCCUCGCAGCAGCGUGGCUCCUCCCACGAGGAGGGCGGGCCUUUCAAGACGCCCGUCUCCUCCACCCCGAGCAAAUCUGCCCUCCCCGUGACCCCCGAAUCCUGGAGGCUCACGCCCCCGGCCAAAGUGGGGGGGCUCGAUUUCAGCCCCGUACGAACCCCCCAGGGUGCCUUUGGGCCCCUGCCGGACUCGCUGGAGCUGGCGGAUCUCAGCGCCACCCCGCUGAAGAGCGUCCCCCUCUUUGACUCCCCCCGAGAGCUGCUCGAUUCCGAGCCCUUUGACAUCACCGCUGACCCCUUCAGCGGCUGUGCCCCCUCAGACAUGGAGGCCCCCAAGCCAGGCUCCUCCGAGCCGCAGGGUGCCGGCCUCUCGGCCAACCGUUCUCUAACAGAAGGCUUGGUCCUGGACACGAUGAAUGACAGCCUCAGCAAGAUCCUGCUGGACAUCAGCUUCCCCGGCCUGGAGGAGGACCUGCUGGGCUCCGACGACGUCAGCUGGGCUCAGCUCAUCCCCGAGCUGCGGUAGAGACGGGACCCGCACCGCUCAAGCCGGCGGCUCUCCGGGCGCUCGCUGGGCUGGCCUUCCGAGCCCUCUGCGCCAGGACAGCGGGCGGGGGCCGUCUGCCCCUCCAGCCCCACCUGGCCUGCUGACGCCAAGGCAGGCGUCACGCCAGAGCCGCCACUGGGCCUUCUGCAAGCCGCGAGGUCCUGGUGACCGGUCUCCGUGCCAACCACUCCCCAAGAG
This is a messenger RNA of Kogia breviceps (pygmy sperm whale), 2597 nucleotides long. It is a transcript of the gene FOXM1, whose product is annotated as forkhead box M1. Gene Ontology annotation, biological process: regulation of transcription by RNA polymerase II; regulation of cell population proliferation; G2/M transition of mitotic cell cycle. NCBI's taxonomy places the organism in Eukaryota, Metazoa, Chordata, Mammalia, Artiodactyla, Physeteridae. Gene Ontology annotation, cellular component: nucleus. Gene Ontology annotation, molecular function: DNA-binding transcription factor activity; RNA polymerase II transcription regulatory region sequence-specific DNA binding. The record is from RefSeq and is a predicted model, not a curated record.